AAUGCAGCGCAAAUGAAAGAAUUGCGGAGACCGCUGUGUAUCAAAACACUGAUCUGCAUAUACCUUCAAAUCAUGGAGCGUAUCGGUGACUGAAACAUUCCAAACUUUUAGACUGAAACAGAGCCGGGAUUACUGGAAAAUCUUUACUGGCAACAUAAAGUGGGAGUGUAAGAGUUACUUACAUUGGUCACUGAAGUAACUGGAGCCAAGAUGGCAGGAAGAGAGCGCAGUCCACGCCACAGGCCAUGGUCUGUGUACCGAGCCAACACAUUUGAUUUGUCCUCUGAGAUGAUGGGGUUGGCGCUAACAGGAAACAGUCAGGAUCCUGAUGAGCCAGUGCUUGAGUUCAGUCUGGCAUGCAGUGAGCUGGUCACUCCAUCACUAGACCGUAAGCCCAGUAGCUUUGUAGCAGUGAGCUGCACCACCCCUCCACAGGCGUUUUGGACCAAACAUGCACAGACUGAAAUUAUAGAGGGCACUAGUAAUCCAAUCUUCUUGAGCAGCAUUGCCUUCUUCCAGGAAUCUCUGAUUACCCAGCAGACUCAAGUCAAACUGUCUGUCUACGAUGUGAAGGACCGCUCACAGGGGACUAUGUACCUGCUCGGUUCGGCUAUGUUUACAGUGAAAGAGCUGCUUCAAGACAAACACCACAGGCUACACCUCACUCUGCGAUCAGCAGAGAGUGAGCGGAUGGGUAACAUUACCAUCAUCGCAUGGCAGAUAGAGGAGAGGAGAGACCAGCGUGCUCCUCUGGCACAUUCAGACACAGUUAAUGGCAGGAUGGUAUUACCUGUUGAUGAAAGUCUGACCGAAUCCAUGGGAGUAAAAGCAAAAUCACCAUCCCUAUGUAAAGACACUCUUUUAAAGUCAGUGUUUGGAGGCACUAUUUCACGGAUGUACCGACUUCCCACGACUGAUGGAAACCACCUGCGUGUCCUGGAGCAGAUGGCAGAGAGCGUGCUCUCCCUGCACAUACCAAGACAGUUCGUCAAACUACUGCUGGAGGAAGAUGCUGCCAGGGUGUGUGAGCUGGAAGAGUUGGGCGAGUUGUCCCCCUGCUGGGAGAAUCUAAGGAGACAGAUCAUCACUCAGUACCAGACUAUCAUCCUCACAUAUCAGGAGACUCUCAGUAAUUUACAUGAAUACAAGGGUCCUUCCUUCAAAUCUAGCACUCUGAAAGGAGAGAAAAAACUAGAGUUUAUACCUACAAACCUCCACGUUCAGAGGAUGAGAGUGCAGGGCGAGUCCGGUUACGAUCGCACAUAUGACGUGGUGACCACUGGGGCCCCUGCGGCACAUCAUCAGGGCUUUAAGGGCAGUGGAUUGAGGAAACUCAUUCAGAAAUUUGAGGAAGCCAAAAAGCAUUCAUAUGAGGGUGAAGGUGCCGGGGAGUCAGCUCCACUUUCUAUGCGGUACCAGCCACAGGAUGUGUUGAAAGCUAAAGAAAUCAUUUCCCAUAUCAACACUCUCAAGACGCAGGUCAGCUACUACACUGAGCGGCUGUCCCGCGCUGCCAAAGAACGCUCAACCAAUGCACUGGAAAGGACCCUUGCUAUCCUCACAGACAAGACACGGCAGCUGGUGACAGUGUGUGACAGUAAGCUGCUAACUACAGCUAUCCAGGCACUGAGUGCUGCACGCCCAGAGUUCAUUGCCUCCAGAGGCUCUGCGUCCACCCAUGACACUGAGCGUGUGGUCCUGAGGAACGACCAGGGCUCUCCACAGGCCAAAUGGAGCGGGAAAGGGAACAGAGCAUCCAUGAACCUAAACUGGCAGGAGGAGGAGUGGGAAAAGAUCUGGCUCAAUGUGGAUAAGAGUCUGGAGUGUGUGAUCCGCUGUGUGGACAGGCUGCUGUCGAGAGAGCGCUCGCAGAGCGACAGCAGUGAAGACGUCUUCCUGUCUGACCAGCAGGCCGACACCAGCAAGAGAGAUGGUAGUCCCAGUGUUGAAGGCUCCUCUCUUGGUGAAUGGAGUGAAGCUCUGUAUCCCCUCCUGACCACUCUGAAUGAGUGUGUAGCAAUGAUGAGCGACAAAGCCAAGAAGUCCAUGGUGUUUCUACUGAUGCAAGACAGCGCUCCCACUAUCGCCAUGAGUUUGUCACUACAGUACCGCAGAGAUGUGGUUUUCUGUCAGACACUGACGGCCCUGAUCUGUGGGUUUGUGAUAAAGCUGAGGAACUGUCUAAGUGACAGUGGCUUCCUCAGACAACUCCACACGAUCGGCUUACUGGUCCAGUUUGAGGGGCUCCUGAGCACCUACGGGGAGGAACUCGCCAUGCUGGAAGACAUGAGUGUAGGCGUCAUGGACCUCCGGAAUGUCACCUUUAAAGUGACCCAGGCGACCUCCAGCUUCAGCCCCGACAUGCUGCCUGUCAUCACGGGCAACAGAGAUGGGUUUAACGUGCGAGUUCCUUUACCGGGGGUGAUGUUUGAUGUGAUGCCACGGGAGAUCCAAAAUGGGAUGCUGCUGCGAGUUCAACCAGUAUUAUUCAAUGUAGGAAUCAAUGAGCAACAAACGCUAGCGGAAAAGUUUGGAGACACAUCACUGCAGGAAGUAGUGAAUAUGGAGAGUCUAGCUCGUCUUACCUCCUAUUAUGACCAGUUUAAAGAAGUGCUGCCUGAAGACUGUCUGCCCCGCUCUCGCAGUCAGAACUGUGUGCCUGAGCUACUCAAGUUCCUCAGUCAAAAUGUUAAUGCCAGGAAGAGCAAGAAUGUGGACAUCCUGUUGCAGGCAGCAGAGGUUUGUCGGCGUCUGAAUGGUGUGCGUGUGACCAGCUGCAAGAGUGCAAAGGAUCGUACGGCCAUGUCGGUGACCCUGGAGCAAUGUCAAAUCCUCCAGCAAGAGCACUGCAUGGCCCCGCAGGUCUUCACACAGGCUUUGGACUGUAUGCGCAGCGAGGGCUGCAGGCGAGAAAACACCAUGAAAAACGUAGGCAGCCGCAAAUACGCUUUCAACUCCCUCCAGCUGAAGACUUUCCCUAAACAGUACCGACCACCAGAGGGCACCUUCGGGAAAGUGGAAACUUGAACUGAAAGCAGUCCGCUGUUCUGGCCCAUCGUGACUAGAACUGCAUGUUUCUCCUCGUUCGGUUUACUUUAGCACCACAUAUCUGAAGGACAUUUUUAUUAUGCACAGUCAUGCUGAAAUACGCUCUGGUUAUUAUCCAGAUGACAAGGUACAUAUUUUUAGAUCCCCAACCUCUUGGCUCAGAGAAGAAAGGAGAUAGGGAAAGAAAAUCACUUGAAGGUAAAUGAGUAGCUUGCUUGGUUGUUGCACUGAAAGCAGGUAAGAAGUACGG
Molecule: messenger RNA, 3298 nt
Organism: Sinocyclocheilus rhinocerous
Lineage: Eukaryota; Metazoa; Chordata; Actinopteri; Cypriniformes; Cyprinidae
Product: type I inositol 3,4-bisphosphate 4-phosphatase-like
Exons: 24
Coding region: 211-3027 (938 amino acids)
Cellular component (GO): cytoplasm
Molecular function (GO): phosphatidylinositol-3,4-bisphosphate 4-phosphatase activity
Source: RefSeq, a predicted model, not a curated record